Messenger RNA from Lolium rigidum, 1206 nucleotides. RefSeq names its product protein trichome birefringence-like 8. Lineage: Eukaryota; Viridiplantae; Streptophyta; Magnoliopsida; Poales; Poaceae. The record is from RefSeq and is a predicted model, not a curated record. The transcript is spliced from 4 exons. Gene Ontology annotation, cellular component: Golgi apparatus. Bases 1 to 1206 code for a protein of 401 amino acids. Gene Ontology annotation, molecular function: O-acetyltransferase activity.
AUGCACGCUAGGCGCGCGGCCAUCUUCUCCGUUCUGCUCGCGCUCCCCAUCGUGGCGUUGGUGCCGCGCGCGCCGUCGUCCUGGUCCGUCUUCCGAUCCCGGCCUCUCCUGAACGCCGGCGGCAAAGUUCGCGCCGGUGGCUGCGACUACUCCGACGGGGCAUGGGUGCGGGACGCCGAUUCCCCGACGGUUUACACGGAGGAUUGCCCGUUCCUGGACCCUGGUUUCCAGUGCGCACGCAACGGCCGGAGCGACUCGUCGUUCCGGCACUGGCGAUGGCAGCCUCGCGGCUGCAACCUCCCUAAGUUUAACGCGAGCGAGAUGCUGGAGAGGAGCCGGAACGGGCGGAUCGUGUUCGCCGGCGACUCGAUCGGCCGCAACCAGUGGGAGUCCAUGGUGUGCAUGCUCGCCGCCGGCGCCGGCGGGUCGAGGAUCUACGAGCAGUCCGGGAAGCCCAUCGGCCGGCACAAGGGGUACCUUUCCAUGGUGUUCGCGGACUACAACCUCUCCGUGGAGUACUACCGCGCGCCGAUGCUCGUCAGGGUCGACCGCUUCCCGGUCCAGGCGAGCGGCGACGACGCGGUCGUCAGGGGAGCGGUCCGGCUGGACGCGCUGCCGCGUCACGCCGACCGCUGGGCCGGCGCCGACGUGCUCGUCCUCAACACCGGGCACUGGUGGAACGAGCACAAGACCAUCAAAGCAGGAAACUAUUUCAUGGUUGGCAAGCGGUUCAACGUGACCACGGACAUCAGGGAGGCGUUCCGGUUGUCGCUGCAGACGGUGAAACGUUGGGAGCUGAGUAAUGCGAGGCGUUCCAAGAGCUAUUUGUUCUUCAGGAGCUAUUCCCCUUCCCAUUAUAGCAAUGGCGCGUGGGACACAGGCGGCUCAUGUGCAGCCCAGCAGCAGCCACGAACAGCCACAGGCGGGGACCAGUUCAUCGAGGAGAAUUCGUGGAUGAACGCGGCGAUCUCGAGCACGAUGCGAGGCGUGAGGAGAAAAGGGAGGAACGCCCGGUUCCUGAACAUAACGCACAUGACGGAGCUGAGGAGGGACGGCCACCCGUCGCGGCACCGGGAGCCCGGGACGCCGCCGGACGCGCCGGAGGACUGCAGCCACUGGUGCCUGCCGGGCGUGCCGGACACGUGGAACCAGGUCCUCUAUGCUCACCUCUUGUCUAUGGGCUAUGCUACGAGGACAAAACACUGA